This is a messenger RNA of Bipolaris maydis ATCC 48331, 285 nucleotides long. RefSeq names its product oxidoreductase-like protein. Lineage: Eukaryota; Fungi; Ascomycota; Dothideomycetes; Pleosporales; Pleosporaceae. The record is from RefSeq and is a predicted model, not a curated record.
AUGACACCUACGCCUACAUUGACCCCCCAAAAGGCCAACCUCAAGGGAGAAAUCGUUGUCAUAACUGGUGCAUCCAAAGGCCUGGGAAAAGCAACAGUAAUAAGCUAUGCACAAGCCGGCGCUUCCAACAUGAUACUCGCCGCGCAUUCAUCCCUCGACCCCGUCGUCAGCGCAGUCGUAGAAGCAGCCAGCCACCCCCCCACCACGCAUCGCAACACUGAACCUCGACAUCACAAGCGCCGAAAGCGUCAACGCCACGGCCAAGCAAGUGUCCCAGGACUUUGA